Messenger RNA from Pygocentrus nattereri (red-bellied piranha), 4559 nucleotides. RefSeq names its product LON peptidase N-terminal domain and RING finger protein 3-like. Bases 184 to 2415 code for a protein of 743 amino acids. NCBI's taxonomy places the organism in Eukaryota, Metazoa, Chordata, Actinopteri, Characiformes, Serrasalmidae. Gene Ontology annotation, molecular function: protein binding. The record is from RefSeq and is a predicted model, not a curated record. The transcript is spliced from 12 exons.
UUUUUUCUCAACUCCCAUGGGUAUCGUUGAGCGAUGGAGCUAUUUGCGAGGCUCGUUGUGAGAGAAAGGCUGCGAGCUGAGGAAGCCGAGGGAAUGGGAAUGUGUUGGGCGCCAGCCGCCUCAGAAGAGGUUAGGACAUCUUAGGGAGAGAGAGAGAGAGAAAAUAAACCCACGUGCGCUGCCAUGGGAACGGAGAGCAUGGACGGCAUGCUGGAGCUCGCGGCCGAGGCGUUCCAGGCGCGAAACUUCGAGCUGGCCGCGGACAUCUACGAGUGCCAGCUCUUAGGCUAUAGCGACCCGGUCGUGCAGCAGGAGCUGCUGGUGAGGAAAGCUGACGCGCUGGCUUUUGACGGAAAGCUGAGCGAGGCGUUCGAGACGUACCAGAGAGCAUCGGAGCUCGACCGCCUCCGGCCCGUGCAGCUGGAGAACCUCCUCCAGUGCCUCUCCGGGCUUUUACGGAGGAAGGACAGGCUCGCCGGCCGGAGCGACCAACCCCCCGCCGCGGAGGCCGUGACCGAACGCAUUGGGGACGACAACACCUUCGCCUGCAGAAUUUGUUUCGGCUUUCUCUGCGAGCCUGUCACGCUGCUGUGCGGACACAGCUUUUGUAAGAAGUGCUUGGAGAAGGAAACGGCUGAGACUUGUUGCAAAGGCUGUGAGGAGGACAGUUUGAAAGAAACGGGAGUGCACGAGUAUAAAGUGAACGUGGUUCUCAGCAACCUGCUGUCCAAGUGGUUCCCGUCUCAGCUAAAGGCUUUCAGGCUGAGGCGAGAAGGUAACGGACUUUACGCGGAGAGGAAGCUGGAGGCUGCCUUAGAAAAAUACAACGAGGCAAUACACACAGCCCCAAAGGACCACGUGUUGUACAGCAACCGUUCAAAGAUAAACUUCAGUCUGAAGAGAUUUGAGGAUGCACUCGCUGAUGCUAACAUGGCUUGUAAACUGAAACCUCUUUGGGAAAAGGGACACAUAAGAAAAGCACAGGCUCUUACUGCUCUGGGGAAACAUGAGGAAGCUUUAACAGAGUAUCUUAUCUCCAUUACUUUGAAUCCUGAAAGCAAACUAGCAAAAACUGAGGCACAGAAGUUGCUGAGUGAUCUCCUACAAUCGGUCAGAGAUCAUGUGCAAAAGAAAAUUCUUGAAGAUCCAAGCUUCCUGUCUUCAAGGACAAGGGUUAAAAGUGUUCUCUCUUCAAGCACUGUUGGAUCUGUGUCUUCACCAAGGUCCAAGGACUACAAGACCUAUAUCAACAAAAGUGUCACCCAGAGUGGCAUUUCAAGAGAUGCUUCAGCUACAAGUAUUGAUGAUCCAAGUGAAAGACAAACCUGCUGCAAGAGCAAAGAGGAGACUGAGAGAUCUGCCAGCAUCAAUAACCAGAGCUCCUUCCUCAAGCGUAAACACAGUGGUGAGAAGGAUGACACAACAAGUGAAGAUGGCACAAUCAAGCGUUCUAAACCAGAUGAGCAGAGAAACGUGGGAACAACAUGGGGCAGUGUGAUUGCUGAUCUGAUUGACCCAUCUGAUCUGGAGUGCUCACUAUGCAUGAGACUCUUCUAUGAGCCGGUGACUGCACCAUGUGGUCAUACUUUCUGUCUGAAAUGUCUGGAGCGAUGUUUGGACCACAAUACUACAUGUCCUUUAUGCAAGGAAGACCUUUCAGAAUACUUGGCACAAGGGCAGUACAGUAAAACUAUUCUGAUGGAGGACAUCAUAUGCAAGUACUUUCCUGCAGAACUUGUAGACAGACAGAAGCUUAAUGAAGAGGAAAUCGCAGAACUAUCCAAUUUAAAUAAGAACGUGCCUAUAUUUGUUUGCACCAUGGCCUUCCCCACAGUUCCUUGCCCACUGCACAUCUUUGAGCCCUGCUAUCGGCUCAUGAUCCGGAGAUGCAUGGAAACUGGUACAAAACAAUUUGGAAUGUGCCUCAGCGACCCCAACAAAGGGUUUGCUGAUUAUGGCUGCAUGCUUGAGAUCAGAAACGUAGAGUCCUUUGCUGAUGGGCGCUCUGUAGUAGACACCAUUGGGAGGAGGAGGUUCAAAGUAGUCCAACAUAGCCAGAGGGAUGGAUACAAUACUGCAGACAUUGAGUACUUGGAGGAUAUUAAGGUGAACGGGGAUGCUGAAGCAGAGUUGCAAACACUCCAUGACCUGGUGUAUGACCAAGCCUUAGUCUGGGUGAACUCUCUCAAAGCAGAACAGAAGGAGCGCAUAGUAGGCCACUUUGGUCCUAUGCCAGAGAAGGAUUCUGACCCACAGGCAAGUCCCAAUGGGCCAUCAUGGUGCUGGUGGCUUCUGGCAGUGCUUCCACUUGAAGGCCGAGCUCAGCUGCCCUUUCUGGCGCUCACGUCCCUUAAAGAUCGCCUGACCGGCAUCCGCCGAGUGCUUCUCCUAAUGGCACGCAAUCGCUCUCGGUGACUUCCCCCUUGCCUCGCUGCCUCUUUUCGUAGUCCUCUGCCUCAUAGUCCUCUCGACCAAAAUCUAUUAAGCCUUCUCUAUACAUACAAAGUCCUUUCAUCAGGAAAAAAAUGGGCUUCAAUUAAAUGGCAGUAUCAGCUGAAGAUUUUGCCUAGCCUACGGAAAUGAUGGAUCCUAGUCAUGGACCUGAUGGAUCACUUGAUGCAUUUUAGGACACUUAAAUUUUUCAUUCAUAUUUGUUUUUGGGCUAUUUUGUAUUUCUUUAUUAUUAUUAUUUAUAAAUGUGUGUGAUUUUGACACACAGUUUACUUUAAGACAAAGAUAACAUUCUGGACUGAUGUUCAGAAAUGUACAAAUACAAUUUGAACAACAUUGAGAAACCUAUAGAAACACGAACUAUUUGCAGAUUAAGUUAUACAUAUUCAGUAAUCACCUGAAUUUACCUCUUUGGUGUGUAAGAGCUUUGGUGAUGAGAGCUUAAGCACAUUUAUGACUGAUGGUACAGACUUAAAAAUAUUUUCAAAUUCUUAAUAUGGAUACAUGCUUUGAUAAGGGACAUGAAGGCCUACAAAAUAGAUUAUUACAGUAAAUGAGUAAUUGAUUUCACAUAUAACCAAGGAAACCUGUGCAGUUUAUGCCAGAAGACCCAGAGACUUUGCCUAUUGAGACAUAAUUGGUAAAACUUAUUUGACACUGAAGUUCAGGAGUAUUCUUCAAGAAGAAAGGUGGAAAAGUCAUAUUAUUAUGUUUGUAUGCUAUGCAUUUCAGUAUAUUAUGCAUAAAAACAUCUUCAGUUAAAGUGAUGAGCUGCAAAAACAAAACCCGGCAGUGGUAGUAAGAAUGCACAACUGCACUAGUGUAUUUUACAGCAAUAUUGUGUAUACCUUGCUAAAAGGGAGACUACUUAUGCAGAUGUAAAAGUUUAUGAUUAAGUGAACCAUUACGUUUCCGUUUCUCGGUAGUGAUAUGAACAGAAAAUGAUUGAUUUGUUUUGUUGCAACAUGACCUCAGGUAAUGUUUUCAUUAUUCAGGCCAUGUAAAAUUUUGAACGCCUCAAGCUGUUAGUAUUUAAACAUUUAUGAAGUUACCAAUCUAAUUGCUGAUUUGGCCAUGCGUUUUCUCAGAAAAAAGUUAGUGUACCGGAUAAAAUAAUCAGAAAUUUUAUAAUAGCAUUAGACAAAUAAAAAAAAAAAGACUAAAUUUGUAUUAUAACUCCGGUUUCCAAAGACAUGCAGUCAGGCCGAUUGGACAUGCUAAAUUGCCCCCCAAGUGUGAUUGUGUGUGUGAAUGUGUCUGUCUGUCUGCCCUGCGAUGGACUGGUGACCUGUCCAGGGUGUAUCCUGCCUUCUACCCAAUGAGUACUGGGAUAGGCUCCAGCUCCCCAAGUGACCCAGAAGGAUAAGAAUCUCUUAAAAGUGUUUCCAAAAUCCUGAAAACAAAACGAAAAGAAACGUGUAUAUGUAGUGCCUUAAUUCAGAUUUGUUCUACAAUGCAAGUGUUGGAUAAUAAUAUAAACAAUAUGGGAAAUAUCCAAAGCAUAAAAUAGCACUCAAAUAUAGCUUAUUCUGUAUAUGACCGAUUGUAUUAUUGCCAAUUCUAAAUUGAGUACAAAUAGGGUGCUUUUUCUGGAGACAAAUGAAUCCUAGUUAUAGACUAAAAGGGAAUUUCAGUGGGAAAUCCCCAGUGUAAUUUAUUCCUCAGAUUAAUACAUAUCAAAAAUGAUUAAUACCCCUAAUAAAAUCAUGAGGUAUUAAAUAGAUGUAGUAUUAAGUGUAGUAGAGAACAGAACCAAUAUUCAGAUUAUUAACUGUUGACAUUUCUUCCAAAAUUCAGAGCACAAGAUUAUGCAAAUAAAAAAAGAAAAAGCAAAAUUUCUUGAGUUCUAUAAACUCUGUUUAGAUCCUUGCACUAAAACUCAGAAGUUGUCCUACCUCUGACAAGGUCUAGUAGUUCUUCCAGUGAAUCAUUUGGACAUACAUUGUUACGUGACCAUUGAGUCUUAUUUUGGUUAUGACAAUGCCUCUAAAUGAUUAUCUCUGUUUAUGAAACUGAAUGUAUGUUACAGGCAUCUUGUGUUUUGUUUAGUUGGCAGUCAGUGCAUUGUUACAUGAAAUAAAUGUAAUUUAAAUAAAAAGAAUAAUUAA